GGAAAUUAUACAUAUACUAUGCUGGGCAGUGAAUUAUGUAUGUAUCCGUAUUGGACACAUACGGCAACACUCAAACAAACGGCAGAUUGCGUCUGAUUGUUUUUCAGGUUCAAACUUUUAGAUAAUGUAGUCCUGCAGUAAUGUGCAUUAGGUAGUACGUAUUGUUAAUUAUGGUAUGUUGUUUUUAAAAAGAAUAGUUUUCUUGAUAAAUAAACUGCAUUCAUGACAAUGGGCUGCGAAAAAUAAUGAAGACUAUUAGAAAAAUUGAUGCUAAAAAUUGCUUUUUGGCGAUGUCUACUUAUCCGACGAAUAUUCCAUGGAAAAAGCAGUGAUAGUGACAGUGAUUCGUCUUCUGGAAAUUUUAUAAAACCCAAGCGCAAAGAAGUUAGAGCCGAUAGAGCAUCAAUUACAGAAGAGUUUCAACUGAACGCAAAUACAUCUUCAGAUGAAGAAGAUAGUCCAAAUGAGCUUAUAUAGUAACAUGUCUAAGAUUAACUUCAAAUUAUCAACAAAUUACUGAAAGAAGGGGUGAAGCAACAUUUUCCACCCAACGAUUUGAUCAUGAAAGAUCUUCAAACUAUAGAAAACUUCGAUAGAACCAAGACGUCUCCAAAGCCAAAAGACAUAAAUCAAAAAUAUACUUAUGAAUAUACUUAUCUUAUGAAUUUCCACCCGCGAAAGAACAAUAAAUCACCAGAACACCCAUGUGAUACUUAGGCUUGUUAACCAUAGUCCAGUUCCGCCGGUUACCGAAAUGAUUUUCACUAAUAAGAAAAGGAUUUAUUUUUUAUUUCGAAAGCAAGCACAAAAGGGUAAACCCUUUUACAAACGAGUAAUUCAAGUGGGGUGAUACCUGCGGAUAUUGAUCUUGAACUUCUGUAGGGUAUAGUAUUCAGGAAAGACGUGCCUUGUUAGCUGAUUCCACAGGCUUGCUUUUCUCCAAAGAAAUAAAUUCCGAAAAAUUGAAGCUCUGGGUGUCUGCAGGCACAUCUGCCUGUCGAGCAGGUCCUACAAAUGCUGCUCUAGACGGGAUUAUGUUGGACAGCUCGGAAAAGCAAUUGUAGUAGUAUCUGUAAAACAGAGUCAGGUCGAUGACCUUUCUUCUAUGCUUUAAGCUGUCCAAGCUUAUGGUCAACUCUGGAUCGCUUAUAAGUCGAAAUGUUCUUUUCUGUAUUGAGUCGAGCAUCCUCAAGGUAUGAUUGGGAGCCGAGCUCCAAAUGUGCGAGCAAUAGUCCAAGGAUGGAUGAAUAUGCUUAAGUUCGAAGAAAUAACCUAAGGGAGACUUUUUCAAAAUUUUCAAGGACUAUUUAAAUGCCAAAAAGAAAUACGUUCUAUACUUUGAAGACGGUGAUUUUCACUAAGUUCUCUGCAACUAGUACGAGAAACGUUCAAAUACAAAGCUUAUGAUUCAGUAAAAUGGAAUCAAGUUUAAUAGGAUAUUAAUAUUUCCACAGACAGAAAAUAUCAAAAAUAAUUACGGUCAACGGAUAACUUAUCACCGAGAUGUAAAUGAAACAGAAACCAAACUUGAGGACUGUACUCUUGACCUACCGUGAAAAACGAUGUUGAAGAAAUAAUUGAUUCAUGUGAUACUUGUAACAUUUAAUCAAUAGCAUUUAAUACAUUCUUUACCAUCAUAAAUUCAGCAUCGCGCUACCAUCAUAUUCCUACGGAGGAAGAGUCCGUACCAAAAACUGUUUUAAUCACACUCGAUUAAGUUUCUGAGAGUAACUUUUGGCAUAGCCUAAGCAAGAAUUUGAAAUUUCAAAAUAAUUCAUUAUUAGAUACUAGAUUAGCAUACUUGAAAGUAUAUCAACUCACUAAAAAACGUAAGGUAAAUAACUUAAUUCACAACUUUGCAAAAAUUAUAAUACUCUAUGCUUCCUUAAAUACUAAUCCUAUUGUAUACAAAAUCUAUAAUUAAUUAUAUUUAUGGUUGUCGCGUCACAAAAAUAAAGGUAAUUAAUUUGAUAAGUUCAUAGAACUUCAAGUGUCUAUGGGAACCGCUUAAGUAAGACGUUGAGGACGGUCAGUUUAUAAUAAAUCUUAACGAAUACAAUACUAAGAAAUUAAAUAGGUAGAUUUAUGAUUCUUCACAGUCACAUUAGGUAAUCCGAGACGAUACGUUAAUGAAGCAUAAAAUAAGAGACAUCUUUUAUAACUUAAUAUAUGGUUAAAAGAUCUUAAAUGGUCCUAUCAGGAAUGGCAAGGUAAUUCGUGCAAUUGAUGUGGGACUAUUUUGUAUCGAACAAACGAUGUCUCUAUGGACCUGUUUGAAUUUCAUAAUAUAAAAAAUUCUUCUAUUUGUCCCGGAAUUCAAUAUUUAGGUUGUAAUAUAGACAAAAUAGCUUGUUAGAGCUAAAAAAUUGCAUAUUAUAGUUUAAAAACAGGGUAUAAGAAAUGUUUGUACUCAGAGUUUGCUUCAUAUGAUAAUUAGUAUUUUACAUUACCUAUUAAAACAAAUAACAUUUUAGACAAAAUAAUUGAAACUAAUACAGUAUCAUAUUUUGUACAUUUGCCGAUAUACAUAUAGGUAUAUCAGUGGUUUAUCUAUGGGUAAAUCACUUUUCAAUGUAUCAAUAUAUGUAAUACGUCUGUAUGGACAGUUUAUAUAAGAGGAAAAGCUGUUCCGACUAAGAAAAACAGAAUGACAAUGAUUUCCCUAUCCUUCGAGGUUCCAGCUCGGUUCUGCGCAGUAUAGAUAAAGUGUGUGAAUGAGAGAAAAAAUGUAUAUUGUCGGCACCAUAACGUAGGGACGUUUUUUCCCAUACCAACUGCCCAUAUAGGAGUAUUACAUAUAUAUGAAUGUAUAUAAUCUUUGUAUGAAUGUAUCAUAGUAUUCCAUAGAUAUUGCAGUACCUCCUCAUAAGAUUGUAACAUUAAAUCGAGGUCUAAUUUCGAUUCUCUCAGCGAUAUUUCGAUUAUUACUAGUUUGUUUGGAGCAGUCCUCUAGGGAUAAAGUCCAAGUUUUAUUUCAAGUUUAUUUUUUUAGAAUUUUAGUUGUUUCAGAUUUUUAUUGUAAUUAAUAUCUGUAAAUAAAAUGGCUCGUGUUUUAGUAGGAAUAAAAAGAGUUAUUGAUUAUGCUGUAAAAGUUCGUGUAAAACCUGAUAAAACGGGUGUCGUAACAGAUGGUGUGAAACAUUCCAUGAAUCCUUUUGAUGAAAUAGCAGUAGAGGAAGCCGUUCGAUUGAAAGAAAAAAAAAUAGCUUCAGAAAUUAUUGCUGUGUCCUGUGGGCCCUUACAGUCUCAAGAAGUACUUAGAACUGCUUUAGCUAUGGGGGUGGAUAAGGGUAUACAUGUUGAAAUAUCUGGAGCAGAAUAUGAGACUUUACAGCCUAUUCAUGUGUCAAAGAUUCUUGCAAAAAUUGCUCAAAAUGAAAAGGCUGAUUUAAUAAUUGUUGGAAAACAGGCUAUUGAUGAUGAUAGUAACCAAACAGCUCAAAUGACAGCAGCAAUUUUAGAUUGGCCACAAGCUACAUUUGCAUCCAAAAUAGAGAAAGGAAAUGCAGAGAUUUCUGUAACUAGAGAAAUUGAUGGCGGUUUAGAAAAUAUUAAAUGUAAAAUUCCAGCUGUGAUUAGUGCAGACCUACGUCUAAAUGAACCACGAUAUGCUACUCUGCCUAAUAUUAUGAAAGCUAAGAAAAAACCGCUUCAAAAAUUGACGCCUAAAGAUUUGGGAAUAGAUGUGUCGCCAAGAAUCCAAAUUCUAAGUGUAGAAGAUCCUCCUACCCGUCAAGCUGGAGCUAUUCUUCCAGAUGUAGAUGCGUUAGUUGGAAAAUUAAAGGAGGGAGGUCAUAUUUAAUUUAAAAUGAACAAUCUCAUUAGUUUCAUUUAAAACUGAAGAAAACAAUUUUCUACUCAAAAAAUAUGUACAGAUUUUAGAAUAUUUUUCUAUGUCAUUUUGUUACAUAGUUGAAGUAAAAAUAUGAUUAUAGAAAAAA
Messenger RNA from Diorhabda carinulata, 3941 nucleotides. It is a transcript of the gene Etfb, whose product is annotated as electron transfer flavoprotein subunit beta. The transcript has 7 exons. NCBI's taxonomy places the organism in Eukaryota, Metazoa, Arthropoda, Insecta, Coleoptera, Chrysomelidae. The coding region runs from base 3041 to 3802 and encodes 253 amino acids. Gene Ontology annotation, molecular function: electron transfer activity. The record is from RefSeq and is a predicted model, not a curated record. Gene Ontology annotation, cellular component: cytosol.